UCAAAUUCUAUUUUGUACUAAGGAAUUAUGGGGUUAUCCUUAUACUUCUUUGCAUUUGUGCACAUAGUUUUUUGUUUCUUAUUGUUUCAUCUUAUAGCUGUUACUGCUUCUAUUCAGCCACUUUGCCAUGAUGAUGAGCGUUCUGCCUUGUUGCAAUUCAAGGACAGCCUUACCUUGAAUAAGUCUGCUUCAAUUGAUCCUUCUGCUUAUCCCAAGACGGCAUCGUGGAAGCUGGAAAAGGAAAAUGGCGACUGCUGCUCAUGGGACGGCAUCAAGUGCAAUGAGGACACCGGUCAUGUCUUCAGCCUUGACCUUGCUAGUAGUUUCCUCUAUGGUUCUAUCCACUCCGACAGCACCCUCUUCCAACUUGUCCAUCUUGAAUGGCUUAGCCUUGCCGAUAAUCACUUUAAUCACUCAAAAAUCCCUUCUGAAAUCUUGAAUCUUUCAAGGUUAUCACAUCUAAACCUCUCUCUUUCCGCCCUUUCUGGUAAUGUAUUAUCCCAUAUCCCACAGCUCUCCAAGUUGGUGUUACUUAAUCUGUCAAAUAAUUCUUUUUCAGGAACAAUUCCGUCUUCAAUUGGUAACCUUACCAAGCUCCUCUAUCUUGACCUUUCUGUUAAUAAUUUUUUUGGCGAGUUGCCUGCUUCCUUGGGAAGUAUUGGUGUUUUGGAACAACUGGAUGUUAACACCAACAAUUUCUCAGGCCAAGUUCCAUCUUCACUUGGUAAUCUUACCCAACUAAAAUGCCUGGCACUUUCGCAAAACAAUUUUUCGGUCCAACAUUCUCGUUCAAUGUCAUUUUUGGCUAGGCAGACCAAACUUGCUUGGCUAGACCUGCAAGAUAUCAACUUAAUCGGUGAAAUUCCCUCUUGGCUCAUGAACCUAUCACAAAUUACAUACCUGUUUUUUGAUAACAACAAAUUAACAGGUCCAAUCCCUUAUUGGCUUGGGAACCUGAACCAGUUGGCACUUCUAUCUCUCAAGUCUAAUCAAAUAACUGGUCAUAUCCCAUCUCAAAUUUGGAACCUAACCCAUUUGACUGUUCUGGAUCUUUCGUCAAAUAAGUUGCAAGGCCCGAUUGCUAGCUCUAUCUCUGAACUCACGAAUCUUGAAUAUCUUGACCUUAGUUCAAAUAAUUUGAGUGGUAAAGUGGAGCUAGAAAUGCUUCUUACUAAACUCAAAAGUUUAACAGUGCUUUUCCUAUCCUCAAACAAUUUGUCAUUGCACACAUCAACCUCUGUCACUGUUCUUCCGAAAUUGGUGUUCAUAGGAUUGGGUUCUUGCAAUCUUAACAAAUUCCCGAACUUCCUGCAAAGCCAAGAUCAAUUGGAGCUGUUAGACCUUUCAUCCAACAACAUAGCUGGCCAAAUACCUAAAUGGUUGUUAAAUGUAAGCACAGGUAGUUUGGAAUACUUGAACGUUUCUUACAACCUUUUAACAGGGUUUGACCAACAUCCUGUUGUUCUUCCAUGGAUUCGUCUAUCCAUUUUAGACCUUAGGUUCAAUAAGCUGCAAGGACCACUUCCAAUUCCACCGGUGUCUACCAGUCACUAUCUGCUUUCAAGCAACAGGCUGACAGGAGAAAUUUCACCAUGGAUAUGCAAGUUGAAUAAUCUUUAUUCUCUUGAUUUGUCCACCAAUGACUUAAGUGGCAUGCUUCCAGAAUGUUUGGGCAAUUUCAGUUUUCUCCUAUCGAUAUUAAACUUACAAGGUAACAAAUUUCAUGGAAUCAUUCCCCAAACAUUCGUGAGUGCAGCAAAUCUUAGGAUGAUUGAUCUUAGCCACAAUCUAUUGCAAGGGAGAAUUCCAAGAUCAUUGGCUAAUUGUGAAUUGCUAGAAUUUCUUGAUCUUGGAAAUAACCAAAUCACUGAUAUUUUUCCAUCUUGGCUAGAAACUCUUCCAGAGUUAAAGGUUCUCAUUUUGCAAUCCAACAGAUUUCAUGGAGUAAUAGGGGAGCCUGAAACACAUUUUGCGUUCCCCAAACUACACAUCAUUGAUCUCUCUCACAACAGAUUUACAGGUAAGCUCCCGUCGAAAUACUUCCAUUGUUGGAAUGCCAUAGCAAUUGUCAAUGCUAGUCAGCUGACAUACAUGCAAGACCGACCACGGCAAAGUUUAUACUUCAGAUUACCCAGUGAUUCUCCCACUUAUAAUCACUCAUUAAGAUAUAUUUAUGAUUUCUCCAUAACAAUUACGAACAAAGGUAUAGAGAUGGAAUAUAGGAAGGUCUCAAAUAUCCUCAAAAGCAUCAUUCUCUCCAACAACAGAUUUGAAGGAGAGAUUCCAGCAGCCAUUACCUUCUUAAAGGGGCUUAAUUGUCUCAACCUUUCCAACAAUAAUCUCCAAGGAGGGAUUCCAUCAUCUCUGGGCAACCUAACUGCACUAGAGUCGUUGGAUCUCUCCAAUAACAUGCUCUCAGGAGAGAUUCCUCAACAACUAGCAGAGCUCACGUUCCUAUCAUACUUCAACAUUUCACACAACCAUCUCUCAGGACCUAUACCAAUAGGAAAACAGUUUGAUACGUUUGAGAAUAGUUCUUUUGAUGGGAAUCCGGGAUUAUGUGGAAAACCUUUGUCAAAAAAAUGUGAGAGUUCCGAGACCUCUUUGAAUGAAGAUGAUCAAGAUUCUGAGUCUCCAAUUCAGUUUGGUUGGAAAAUAGUUGUGAUAGGGUAUGCAAGUGGUUUUAUAAUUGGAAUGAUGGUUGGGCAGAUAUUCACCAAAAGAAAACAUGAAUGGCUUGCGAAGACUUUUGGGGUGCAGCUGAAAAGAAGUAAGAGGCAGAGAAGACAGAGAAACUGAAUGUAAUUUGCUUUAUUUCUUCGAAUAAUGAGUUAUUAAAUGUAGUCACGAGCAUCAUGUACUUUAUAAUUUGAAGAGCUUAAUAAUUAUGAAUAAAUGCAAU
This is a messenger RNA of Pistacia vera, 2902 nucleotides long. Its product is annotated as receptor-like protein 33. The transcript has a single exon. Gene Ontology annotation, molecular function: protein binding. The coding region runs from base 28 to 2799 and encodes 923 amino acids. The record is from RefSeq and is a predicted model, not a curated record. NCBI's taxonomy places the organism in Eukaryota, Viridiplantae, Streptophyta, Magnoliopsida, Sapindales, Anacardiaceae.